AUGGCAUCCACUUCCGCUUUCGUCCUCGAAGAGAGGCAGCAGCACAUCAUUGCUCCCGACGAUUCCGAUUUCCUCGACUCGGACGCCGAAAGCAGCAACACACCGCAUCCCGACGAUCAGCUCAUUGAGAGCGCUGUACUUCAAGAUCUACCUAACUCACCGCAUCGCUCCCCGAGGAAAGUCCGCAACAAGAGCCCAGGCAAGUUGUGGCCCUCUCAUCCCCUCAUCCGCAUCCACAAACGACUCUGGUUCACAUGGUUCGCCGGCGACUUGCCAUCCGAAGACGACUUGAACGACCAAGACGGCCAGCCAGCGGCGUGGAAGAACUUCAACGAUGCCGAGAUCAAGAAGUAUGUAGACGCAAGCGAGACCAAUCCAUCGCGGCUGCACUGGUUCAACAUCGACCGCGAUCUCGUCUACCUCAGCUUCUGGUUUGAUUGGGGUCCGCUCAACGUCGGCAUGUUCUACCGCUUCUGCCUGCACGUCCAUCACAUGCUCACCGACCCAGACAUGCAAGACGCUACCCUCGUGCUCUACACCACCGAUGCACCCGCACAGAAGGCCAACGCAGCGCUGCUCGUCACACUCUACGCCAUGAUCAUCGGCAAAGUCAAUCCCGCAGACGCCUUCUACCCGAUCUCUGAACUAGAGUUCAGGCCUUUCCGUGACGCUGGCUACGGUCGAGCCGAUUACAAUCUCUCCAUCCAAGAUAUCCUCUACGGCGUCCAUCGUGCUAUCAAUGAAGGCCUGCUCGAUCUCACUACAUUCAACCUGGACGAGUACGAAAAGUACGAAGAGGUGAGCAACGGCGACUGGAACUGGAUCACGCCCAACUUUAUCGCCUUUGCCUCGCCCAACGACCGCACCUACGUCGAAGCGCUCCGCGUCGGAGAAGGUCGUCUGCCCGCAUCCUACUCGUUCCACCCACCAGGAGAGGACAAGUUGUUCGGUCGUACCAUUCGCUACUUCAAAGACCGCGGGGUCAAGCUUGUCGUGCGUCUCAAUAACCCGCUCUACGACCGCGAGGCCUUCUUGGACGCCGGCAUUGAUCAUACGGACAUGUACUUCGACGACGGGUCCAAUCCUACCGACGAGAUCCUCACCGACUUCAUCGCCAAGGCGGACAAGGUCAUUUCGCAGGACGGCGUCGUGGCGGUGCACUGCAAGGCCGGAUUAGGUCGCACAGGCGUGCUGAUCGGCGCAUAUCUCGUGUGGAAGCACGGCUUCAGCGCCGGCGAGGCUAUCGGGUUCAUGCGCUUCAUGCGACCGGGAUGCGUCGUCGGGCCGCAACAGCACUUUAUGUACCAGAACUUUGUCGAGUGGAUCAAGUGGGGCGUGCGCGACCAUGCGAUGAAGGAGGCCAAGUUGUUGAUCGCCGAGGAGAGGGCCAAGAUCGAAGCGGCUGCUCAGGCCGCUGCUGCUGCGGCGACGGCAGCGAAUGCAAGUGCAGCUCCGGUCACUCGCGCUUCGAACAAGCGCCGCGCUGCUGCAGACGACAGCUUCGACUCGCAAACCGACGCCGAGGUGAGCCUCGACGAGGACGUCAAGCAUGCACAGGUGCACAAACAUGCCCGUGCUGGCUCGAUCGAGGGGGACAGCGAUGAGGAGGAGCAAAAGCGACCGAGGCAGAAGCGCAAGUCGGACCCUGCCGCUGCCGAUUCUGCGGAUGCCAACAUUGCUGGACCGCAAACGCCGAGAGCACAGCGAGGAGUGUCGCGAGGAGUUCCUGCAUCUGCCGCUCCGAACGUCAAGCCGGCACCCUGUGUCGGUCAGCCGAGAAAGUCGCCUUCGCCGUCGCGCAAGAGACCAGCAAUCCAAGCGCCUGCUACGGUAGCACGCUUGGAGCUCACUUCUCGACGAUACCCAGCGGCAACACGGUCGUUCAACACCCACCUGAUGCUCUCGUCUCAAUCGGUUCACAUAGACGCCGUUCCAACCACUGCUGCUGCUCCCUCGCUCACCGUUGCUGCCACCGAGACCGCGGCCGAUGAAGCGGACGAAGGCUCCAAAGUGCGCGGCGUCUCCAACAGCACCACGCACACUGUCGAGGCAGGCACAGGAGCAGGCGUUCUGGUCGAGUCGCGCAUCAACGUCUCUCCUCACUCGACGACCCCUCGCGCCUCUCCCAAAGCGGCACUCGUCAACCUGACCCCAUCCCCCGUCGCGCGCGUCCGCGGCUUCGAACGCACGCGCUCCAACACCAUCGCCACGGCUACGGUUGCCACGCCCAUCCGUGCCUCGAGUCGUCGCGAUACCGCCAGCCCCUCGCCCAAGCCGGAGGUCUUCCGCGCCUCGCCCUCGGUCAAAGAGCGAUACGGGUUGCGCGAUAGUCCUCCUCCACCCGCAUCUCCGCCCGUCAGGAGCGCGGCAGUAUCUCGACAGCCAUCCCCCGUAAAAGUGAUGAGCGACGCCGACGUCCUCGGUGUGAUUGACUGCAUUCCGCAGCACUCACCCGCGCCGAGGGUGUCGAUGCGCCAUCCCACCCCUUCGCCACCCAAACCUGAGGUGAAGGAGGAGAUCAAGGUGGACGCCGAGAACGUGGAGCCUCCGAUCCGGGCAUCGCUCACGCCUGUUGGUAGCGCCACACAGGGGCCGAAAGUGAUCCGCGCGGUCAAGCCGACGUUGAACGGCGCCACAGCGUCCAGUGCGCGAGUGGCGACGGUGAGGAAGCCCGUUACUGUGCGCUCCACACCCGCUCCCACUGUUGCUGCGACCAGUCGUUCGGUCUCAGCCAAACUUGUCCCUUCCACCACGCGUGCAGUGGCAGGGACCGGUCUGCGAGCGCAGAAGAGCGUAGCGGACCUGCGUGCGCCCCCCGCCAAAAGUCGGGUAGCAUCAGGCGUGAGCACAGCUGCGACCGUCAAUCCUGUUCCCACUCGACCAGCGAGCCGGUUGACCGCGCCAACGGCAGCCAGCGCCGCACGGGCCGCUGCAAACGGCGUGGCUGCCGGCAGACGCACCCCGCUACCCACUGCAGGGGCGGCCAAGGUCGGAGCGGCCAGAAAGGUCUCUGCAGCACUGCAGAAGGGUGGGCCCGCGGGAACGAGGAGGCCGAGAAGGAGUAGCACUGGCGAGGCUGGAUUGGACGUCGUUGCUUAA
Molecule: messenger RNA, 3099 nt
Organism: Kalmanozyma brasiliensis GHG001
Lineage: Eukaryota; Fungi; Basidiomycota; Ustilaginomycetes; Ustilaginales
Product: Dual specificity phosphatase, catalytic domain protein
Exons: 1
Coding region: 1-3099 (1032 amino acids)
Biological process (GO): positive regulation of cytokinesis; microtubule cytoskeleton organization; regulation of exit from mitosis
Cellular component (GO): mitotic spindle; spindle pole; nucleolus
Molecular function (GO): protein tyrosine/serine/threonine phosphatase activity; protein serine/threonine phosphatase activity
Source: RefSeq, a predicted model, not a curated record